AGCGCUGGCUUUUCGGGAAACCCCUCCGAUAUCUAACCUGGAUCGAGUUGGAAUUUCCAGCUCUUUGGUAACGAAACUCUUCAUGACCGUUUUGCAAGCCUUCGACAACAUCUUUGUCCAGCGGCGCUCCGUGGUUAUGAUGCUCUGCGCGGCAUACAGCCUGCUGCAAGCUACACCCAAAGAUACUGGACUUCUUCCCGCGCUGAAUGGUGUGGAACUGCUGGAAGGAAGCGAGGAGCUCACACGUGAAAACGUGCUUGCGCACGUGCGCAGCUCCCAUGGACCGGCUUUACGCAGGGAGAUGGAGAUGCCAGAGGUGCCUUGAAAUGAAGAAGCUGGUGCCCCCUGUUGGAUGUGCGAAUCAAUUCCGCAGACCUGACUUGUCCGGGGAUCUGUUUGUAAUCCUGGUUUGGAGCUGGCUA
Effrenium voratum is the source of this 422-nucleotide messenger RNA. The record is from the annotation of a GenBank genome assembly. NCBI's taxonomy places the organism in Eukaryota, Dinophyceae, Suessiales, Symbiodiniaceae.